Molecule: messenger RNA, 988 nt
Organism: Nestor notabilis (Kea)
Lineage: Eukaryota; Metazoa; Chordata; Aves; Psittaciformes; Psittacidae
Gene: NPRL2
Product: nitrogen permease regulator-like 2 (S. cerevisiae)
Exons: 9
Biological process (GO): positive regulation of autophagy; cellular response to amino acid starvation; negative regulation of TORC1 signaling
Cellular component (GO): GATOR1 complex; vacuolar membrane
Molecular function (GO): GTPase activator activity
Source: RefSeq, a predicted model, not a curated record
GAGGACUUCAUCUCUCGGGAGCUGUUCGACACCAUCCAGGUGUACGUCAUCACGAAGCCCGAGCUGCAGAACAAGCUGAUCACCGUGACGGCCAUGGAGAAGAAGCUGAUCGGCUGCCCCGUGUGUAUUGAGCACAAGAAGUACAGCCGAAACGCUCUGCUCUUCAACCUGGGCUUCGUGUGCGAUGCCAGAGCCAAGGCCUGUGCACUGGAGCCCAUAGUGAAGAAGCUGGCUGGCUACCUGACCACCCUGGAGCUGGAAAGUGGCUUCAUCUCCAACGAGGAGAGUAAGCAGAAGCUGGUUCCCAUCAUGACCAUCCUGCUGGAGGAGCUGAAUGCCAAAGGAAAGUGCACCCUGCCCAUAGAUGAGUCGAACACUAUCCACCUGAAGGUGAUUGAGCAGCGCCCGGACCCCCCCAUUGUGCAGGAGUACGAUGUCCCCGUCUUCACCCAAGACAAGGACGACUUCUUCAACUCCCAGUGGGAUCUCACCACGCAGCAGAUCCUGCCUUACAUUGAUGGCUUUCGGCAUGUCCAAAAGAUUUCUGCAGAAGCCGACGUGGAGCUGAACUUGGUGCGCAUUGCAGUGCAAAACCUGCUGUAUUACGGGGUCGUCACACUCGUCUCCAUACUCCAGUACUCCAAUGUCUACUGCACCACACCAAAGGUCCAGGAUUUAGUGGAUGACAAGUGUCUCCAGGAGGAGUGUCUGUCCUAUGUCACCAAACAAGGGCACAAGCGAGCCAGCCUCAGGGAUGUCUUCCAGCUGUACUGCGGGCUGAGCCCUGGCACAACGAUGCGAGACCUCAUCUCCCGCUACACCCUGCAGCUCCAGAGGGUGGACGAGAGGAGGCUCAUCCAGUUUGGUUUGAUGAAGGGCCUUAUCCGGCGGCUCCAGAAAUACCCCGUUAAGGUUGCCCGGGAAAGGGCCCCCCCGCCCCGCCUGUACCCGGGCUGCCACAGCUACGACGAGAUCUGCUGCAAGACCG